UCUCUUAUAUUUAGUUAUUUAACUUUAAGCCAUUUCUUUAGGACUAUAAAUUGAGAUCAGACAGCACUAAACAAAACCACCACCAAGUACCUAGGUAUACAUAAUUCUAGUUCAGUUUUUUUUUACUCCUUUCUUAGUGAACCAUAUUUUCAAACAUGGUGACACCAGAAAAGAGCCUUUCAACAGCUUUAAAUGCCAGAACCAUAGGCUCAGGCAAUGAGACCAUAGUUUUGUGUCACGGGUUUGGAACAGACCAGUCAAUUUGGGACAAAAUCAUUCCUCUUUUGGCUGAAAACUACACUCUAGUUCUCUUUGAUUGGCCCUUUUCUGGGGCUGUCACAGAUAAGAGCCUUUAUGACCAUGCCAAGUACACAUCCUUCGAACCUUAUGCUGAUGAUUUAAUCACUAUCAUAGAUGAGAUGGACCUCAAAUGUGUCACUUUUGUUGGACAUUCCAUGUCUGCUAUGAUCGGUUGCAUUGCCUCAACUAAAAAGCCUGAGCUCUUUAAGAGACUUAUUCUUGUUACUGCUUCACCAAGGUAUAUAAACACAGAUGACUACGAAGGUGGCUUUGAGAGUUCAGAUAUUGAGCAACUAGUCUCAACCAUAGAGUCGCAAUACGAAAAUUGGAUCUCAAUCUAUGCUCCUAUUGCAGUUGAUCCAAAUGAUGUUGCCUCUGUUGACAAAUUCCACAACUGCUUGAAAAGUAUGGGUGCUGAAGUUGCAAUUUCCUUAGCCAAAACUGUGUUUUACAGUGAUUACAGAGACAUGCUUGAAAAGGUUCAAAUACCCUGCACUAUCAUCCAAUCAAGCAAUGAUAUGGCUGUUCCACUUAACAUAGGGCACUACUUGGAGGAGAAAAUUAAAGGGGUGUCCACUUUGGAGAUCAUAGACAUGAUUGGUCAUUUCCCUCAUCUAACUGCACACCUUAAGCUAGUUGAGGUGUUGAAGGGUGUUUUGAGAUGAGUUAAUUUGGCAUGUAAGUCAUCUUUAAUUGUCAAUUCUAUCUCCUUGUGUCAAGUGUUACAUUGUGAAAUUUGUGUAAUAGUAAAAGAAGCAGAUAGAUGCUGAAGAAAUAGAAUAUGGUAUUAAUUACGAUUUGUGUGGAAGUGUGUAUUCUAUUGUAAACUGACUGGCAAAGUGGAUUGUUGAAGCCAUAAUAUUGUUGGUAUUAUCCUUUUUGCGUGAACUAAAAUUUUAAGUAUCACAUCCUUAUGAUGUUGGCCUUU
Messenger RNA from Glycine soja, 1228 nucleotides. Its product is annotated as probable strigolactone esterase DAD2. The transcript has 2 exons. The record is from RefSeq and is a predicted model, not a curated record. The coding region runs from base 156 to 965 and encodes 269 amino acids. NCBI's taxonomy places the organism in Eukaryota, Viridiplantae, Streptophyta, Magnoliopsida, Fabales, Fabaceae.